AUGACUCAAGUUGUUUCCGAGUCGAGUGAGGGGCAAACGAACGGAGUUUUGGAGAUGAUGGAGUUGCUUUGCAUCGAUGUGCUGGAGGAGGAGGAAGAACAAGUUUUGCAGAGCUCAGAUAACACAGAACCAACGCAAUUUUCAAAGAACGUGCUGAGAAAGCAGCGGCACUGGGAGAGAAAGCUGGCUGCUCGGAAAAGCAAAAGAAAAGAGGAGAAACUGAGGAGGAAGCUCAAUCGGUGCUCAGGUAAAGACCAGCUGCAAAUCAGCAAGCGUGUCACGAAGGCCGCCGCCGAAGAGCGCUUGGCUGAGGCUCGGACCAACGGCGUCAAAGUGUGCGUCGACCUCAGCAUGAGCCACCGCAUGUCUGACAAGGAGACCAGCCGUCUGGCGGCUCAGUUGCGGCGGCUUUACGGAGCCAACAAACGGGCGAGCAGACCCUUCCACGUGUUUCUGACCAGCCUUCGGGAAGACAGUCGCCUCAUGGCGGAAUGCGUGCGCAUGAACGACGGCUUUCUGAACUACGCAAUGGAAAGAACAGAGAGGAGUUGUCUGGAUGUUUUCCCUCAAGAAAGCGUCGUCUACUUGUCGCCUGACGCAGAAGAAGCUUUGGAGCAGGUGGAGCGCGACAAAGUCUACGUCCUCGGCGGGCUGGUGGACGAAAGCGUGCAAAAGACGCUGAGCCUCUCCAGAGCCAAAGAACUGGGCGUCCGUGUGGCAAGGCUCCCGAUAGACGAACACAUGCGGAAGACCCCAAACGACAAGAACUUCCACUCGAAGAUCCUGGCGAUCAAUCAAGUAUUUGACAUCAUGCUAACUGUGUUCGACACGGGCAGCUGGACUAAAGCUCUGGACGAGUACUUCCCCCGGGCGAAGGGUUAUGUUGUCCCACAAAACAACGGUCAUGACGACACUUGA
This is a messenger RNA of Nerophis lumbriciformis (worm pipefish), 918 nucleotides long. The record is from RefSeq and is a predicted model, not a curated record. NCBI's taxonomy places the organism in Eukaryota, Metazoa, Chordata, Actinopteri, Syngnathiformes, Syngnathidae.